Cladocopium goreaui is the source of this 2442-nucleotide messenger RNA. NCBI's taxonomy places the organism in Eukaryota, Dinophyceae, Suessiales, Symbiodiniaceae. The record is from the annotation of a GenBank genome assembly.
AUGGCGAAGGGCGUGAAGGGUCACAGUUUCAAGCACAAGAGCGCCACGGCGGCGCCGGGGAAGCUGGAUGCUGACAACGAUGGGAAGAUUUCUCCUGAUGAGCUCCUCGCAAAAUUUGCGCACGUCCGUUUCAGAGCCGACAUCGCACUGGAACGAGCCAAGCUCGAAGAUGGCCUUCUGGGUUUUAUGCAGCAGAUGCCGCUGUUUUUGCUGUGUUUGUUCUGCUUUUUGGUCGCCAUCAGCAUCAUCAGUCCGGCCACCGAGACGUCCGCCAUCCAUCGUCACUUGGAGGCACAUUUCGGACUGGACCAGGUGCAAUCCAUUGCAGAUGUCGAGGGCAUCUACAGCUUCAUCAAGAGUUUUGAAGAGAAAAACCGGGAGCUGAUGCCAACUUCUCCUAACUAUUGGUGUGAGCAUCGCUAUUUUCAAUAUCAAUGGGAUGAUCACUACAUGGUUCCCCGCACCAGUUGCAGCAGUCACCGGUUCACAGCCUUGGGCUUGCAGAGUGCGCCGUUGUGGACCAAUGAAACGAGUGCCGGCAGUUCAGGCGGCCACCGCCGUUUGGCCGGCUCGGGUUCUGGGACGGCCACCCAUGCGUAUCCCGCCUGUGAAGACAACGACACCGCGUAUCAAAUCGAAGAGGAUAAGCCCAAUGUGACAUGUGAAGAAGAUGCCAGCCAUGCCUGUACCAUCGAUUUAGGCAUUUUGCAUUGCCCCAAGACGUGUGGAUACUGCGCCCCUUUUGAGUAUGAACGGAUGAAGAGGUUCGGCAAGCCACAAACCACUUUGCUGCCCUCCGUGCUUUAUCAGACUCGUUUGAAAGAGGCUGAGUGUCAUGGCUUCGCAACAGUGGUUCAGAGCCAGAAUUACAAUCCAGUUCUCACUCUUUUACCAGCGCUGGAUGGGAAGAAGAAUGGUAAAAUCUUGAAAUGCAUCGAUCGUUCCUCCCAGCAAACUUCGGAAUAUGCUUUGUACCUGAGCUGUCCUGAGCACACGCCAGCCCACCGGUGUGUUGAUGGAAUGGUGGGAGUUGGUCAUAAGCAAUCCUUUCAUGGAGAAACGGUUUAUGCGGAGAUGCUGAUUGAGAGCGAAAAGAUUUUGACAUCAAUGAAAAAGGUAGGUUGGAUCGACAUCCAAACAGACAAAGUUUCAAUGAGCACCAUGGUCUACACCGAAGACUUGGAGAUGUUCACUUCAUUGACUGUGGAGUUCUCAUUCGAUUUCGCGGGCAACGUUGAGGGAGCGGUGCACAUGGUCACGUAUCGUGACUUGACACGGGACACGGCAUCGGAGUUUCAAGGCUUUUUGAUCACCACCUGUGUGGGCGCCUUCAUCAGUAUGGUAUCUCUGGUGGCCUUCCUAUGUCUCCAUCCAGAGAAGUACAACCUGGGGCUGAUGCUCUAUGAGAUCAUUUCCAGGAUCGUUCUGCUGGUCUACCCAUUGAUUUUGUUGAUCACCUGGGCACAACAAGUCCCGAUGUCGCACGAAUACGACCUGCUGCUGCAGACCUUUCUGAACAACGAAGGCAUGGAUGAGGCACACCUGCACCACAGCGUGGCCGAAUACUUCAAGGUGAAGAGUGUGAUCUAUGAAGAAGCGUCAUGGCUGGAGCGUCACCGUGUCGCGGCCUAUGUGGUGCUCUACGUGCAGUUUCUGCAGAUGGUCUUGGCCUUCACUGUGCAUCCGCGUGUGGCCAUGUUAACAUCAACUGUGCAGAAGGCUUUGUACAACAUGAUGCACUUCUUCUUUGUUUUCGCCAUCCUCUUCUUGAUGCUGGCGUUUAUGGCAAACUUCCUCUUGGGCGGUCGCAUUCACAUUUUUGGCACCUUUGGCAGUGCAUGUUCGGCGCAAGUUCGCAUGCUUUUUGGAGAAUUCAUUUAUGCUGACGGUGUCGAAGUGCUUUCGGGGACCGCCCUUGUGAUGUACUGGUUGUACGCCGUCUCUUUCAUGCUCAUUGUGUUCUUCACCCUCCUCAAUUUCUUCCUCGCAAUUAUUGUGGAUGCAUUUGUGGAGGUCAAGGAUAAUUGUAGUCAGCUUCGCUGCACCCAGAGCUUCUUUGAAGACUUAUGCUCUAUGGCUGGAACUUUGUACCUCCAAAGGAGGUACAAGUUACCUGCAUCAAAACGCUUGGUGAAAUUCCUAUCUGAAAGUCUGAAAGGUUUUGAAGCCGUCCCAAAGGGAUCUGAGAGGGAGGGGAACCCCCCUCUGUUUUCAGCCGAGGCAAUUCGUUCAGAAUUUGGGUUAGAGGAGUCCGCUGUGUGUCACUGGUUGUGUCGGAUUGAAUCCAUGAGUUCCGUUCCCUUGGUGCACGUGCAGUACCCUGACGAUGUUGACGAUGAGGAGCCACCAAAACCUGCACCAGAUGAGAAGAAAGAAGUGGUCGAAGUCCAAGUCGGACAUGAUGCGAACAUUGCGAACAUCGAACCAAUCACACACAUCUAA